UAUCUCUCCCUCUUUUCCGUCCGCUCACGGUCUUUCUCACAUUCGCUCGCAGAGGAUUUUCUCCGAGCAGAGAAAGCCCAACAAAACCCGAUAAAAAUUAUCCAUGGAAGCUACUUUAUGACCGGGAAAUCGAGUAGAAAUCGCCGGUAAUCUCCUGCUCCGGUUGGAUUUUUCUCAGAUUGUAUGCCAUCGCUGCCUUACACAUGUCAGCUUCUUCCACCAGGAUUCGGAUAUCGUUAUUUCGGACGAUUCGUUGGUUUAGCUCUCUUUGGUCGUCGUCCGCAUCUGGUUUUGGUGGGUUCUUCUGAAGCAACGACGGCCAUAGUUGGGUCUGAUCACUGUUCUGGAGUGGGUUUCUGCGUCUCUGUGCGCGAUUGCGUUGGAUAAUUUGAUGCCGCAGGAUCACGCUUCUUGGGAUCGGAAGGACCUCUUGAGGCAUAGGAAGCACGAACGGCUCGCACAGUCCUUUGAUUCGAGUUUCAGAUGGAGGAACUCGUCCUCAGUUUCUUCUUCUCACCAUGUUCCACGCGAGUUUUCCCGUUGGGAUCCUGGAGACGUCCGUAGGCCUCAUGGUCAUGGUAAGCAGGGUGGACGACACCAGUUUGCUAGUGAGACUGAUCAUGGGCAUGUAUCUUCUCGGUCCAGUACCAGGAUAUUUGAAGAUGACAAUUAUCGACCCUCUGCAUCUCGUGGAGAUUGGAGAUAUAACAAGAAUACCAGGGAUGGUAGAGUUUCUUUCAACCAGAAGGAAUGGAAACACCAUACAUGGGAAAUGAACAACGGAUCUACUAGAAUUCUCGGGAGACUACCAGAUAUGAAUAAUGAUUGUUUGUCAGCAGAUGAAAGGCCCUCUAAUGCGUCUGAUUCUCGCACUGCCAUAUCAAAGCUUUCGGUUUUAGCCCACCCCACACAGCAGAAUAUUGAAAUCUCUCCAGUGAAAACACCUACAGGGAAUUGGGACCAGAAUUUUUCAAAUCAAAGGCUAGCAUCACCUUCACAUCCUCAUUCUGUUUCAGGGAGCUUGUAUGAGUUGUCGUACUUGUUGGACAAACAUGAUAAUGAGGUUUGUUCCUCCGGAAGACAAUGCCAUGAUGUGCGUGGUGAUAAUACUUCAUUAUGUCCUUCGAAUUUCCAUGUUGACCUUCAGUUGACUCAUGGGCAGCUUCUCUCCAAAGAUCAGAAGGAUGACAAGGUCCAUGGUGUCAAUGGAAUACACAUAGUUGAGAAACUUGGAAAGGAAAGUUGUCUUGGAUCCAUUAACUGGAAGCAUCCAUUAUGGACUCAUUCUGGAAGGUUUGCAUCUCGAGGUUUUGGUUUUAGUCACUCAAGUAGUUCAAAAAGCUUUGGAGCUGUUGAUACCAUUGAGCAGAAGACUGAAGUUCUGCCUAAAAUUGUUUCUGUAACCGAAUCCACCUCAAGAGAUGCUGCCUCAUAUUUUACAUCUUCGUGUCUGCCUGAGGAGACGAACUCUAGAAAGAAGCCACGGCUUGGAUGGGGUGAGGGUCUGGCUAAAUAUGAAAAAAAGAAAGUUGAUGUUAACUUGUGUGAAGAUGGAAACACGAUGUUGGCAAACAGUACAGGAGAAGCAUAUUCUUUGCUUUGUAAAAGUCCUACCAUGGUCAACGCUUCUGAUUUCGGUUCCCCUGCAACUCCAUCCUCUGUGGCUUGCAGUUCCUCGCCAGGAACGCGGGAUAAACCGUCUUGCAUGGCAGCUAAAGCCGUUAGUGAUGCCAGUAAUCUAUGCCGUUCACCUAGUCCUGUGUUUAAUUAUCAGCUGGAGAGAAUUCCAUUUAAUUUAGAGGAUGCUGGGAACAUCUCAAUGGAGAAUUUGAGUUGUUUGCUUAGCGAGCUGCUUCGUACUGAUGAUUCUGGUCCAGGGGAUUCUUGCUCUAUUCAAUGGAAUGUAAUGAACAAGGUGCUUGCCUGGAAAGUUGAUGUUCUGAAGGUCCUAGAGUUGACUGAGUCCGAAAUUGAUUUGCUUGAAAACAAGCGUAGAGCAUUGAAGUUUGAAGCAGGAAGUCUCUGUCCCUAUCAAAUUGGGCCUGUCGAGCAAGGAGCUCCUUGUGUGGCUGAGAGACCAGAGGGAGCUGUUCAUAAUGCUGUUCCAGCUAAAGUUUCUGUUGAUGCUACUGGUGAAGGUGUUGAAAGAUCACAAGAUACAGUGGAUAUACCUUCUAUUAAAACGGCUACUUCUUCCACUGAUGUUGACAUGUCCAGUUUUGCUAUUGGCUCUACUACUAUCAAUGAUGAUACUGUUCAGCUUUCUUCUGGUUGUUGUAGCAUUGCCUCUGAAGAAGAUGUCUCUGUGAUAUUAGUUUCAAAUAGGAAAUUUGCCCAUGAGGCUUCUGAAGUAUUUAACAUGUUGCUUCCGAGACAAUACAGUUGGUCUAACGAUACAAGAUGUUCUACCAUGUGUCAAGAUGAGGUUGAUCCUCAUAUCAAACAGACGAUUGCAGUGAAGAGACGAAUUAUGAGGGUUAAGGAGAAAAUUUUGGUCCUUCAGUUUAAAGCUUUUCAGCUCUCAUGGAAGAGGGACAUGCAUCAGCUUGCUAUUUCAAAAUACAAUGCGAAGUCUCACAAGAAAUGUGAAUCAAACCUUUAUAUAAAAAAUGGUGCAAUUCAGAAGCUUCCGCAGUCUGUACGCCUGAAGUUCUAUUCUCCUGCUCCAGGAAGAGAGAGUCCGCCCCCUACAGCAGAAUUUUUAAAUUUCAUGGGAAAGCUGCUUCUGGGUUUCCAGCAUAAGCGGUGUAGAGAUAUUUUGAGGAUGCCUGCGAUGAUUUUGGGUGAGAAAGAGAAGGUGAUCUCAAGAUUUAUCUCUAGCAAUGGAUUGAUUGAAGAUCCAUGUGCUGUUGAGAAGGAAAGAGCGAUGAUCAAUCCUUGGGGCUCAGAGGAGAGGGAGAUUUUCCUGGAUAAGCUAGCUAUGUAUGGAAAGGAUUUCAGGAAAAUUGCUUCACAUCUUGAGCAAAAGACAACUGCAGACUGUAUCGAUUUCUACUACAAAAAUCACAAAUCUGAUUGUUUUGUGAAAAUAAAAAAGAAGCUUGCCAAUGGUAAGGAACGGAAGUGCAACUUUAUGUUGGCUCCACGGAAAAAAUGGAAACGAGAAAUGGGUGCUGCCUCUCUCGAUAUCUUAGGUGCUGUCUCAGUGAUAGCGGGUAAUGCAAGCAAGGUUACCUCUACCAGGCAGAUGUCUUCCAAAAGAAUCACUCCUGGUGGUUCUAGAUGUUUGCAUCACAGUGAUAAUAGCUCUGAAGGCUGCUUUUAUAAUUUUGAUCUUCAUGAUAAACAAACCAUUUCUGCAGAUGGUUUAUCAGGUGGUGAUGGUUCUUUGUCAACAGGGCUGAUAAGUUCUUGCCUAAGAAGUUCUGCUGAUCCUGAAGAGAGGUGUAGGAAGUAUCCAAAGUUCGAUUCUACUCUUAAAAUAUCUCAGCUAUCUCAUGCUACGCACUGUGAUAACAGCAGUGAUGAAGAUGACACUUGCUCGGAAGAAAGUUUUGAGGAAACAAGCCCUGUUCAUUGGACGGAUGAAGAGAGGUCUGCUUUUAUGCAGGGUUUCUUGCUUUAUGGUAAGAAUUUCGCAAUGAUAUCACAAUGCAUUGGGACAAGAUCUCAAGAUCAGUGCAAGGUUUUCUUUAGCAAAGUUCGGAAAUGCCUCGGGUUAGAAUUAAUACAGCUGCAAUCUGGAAAUGCAAGCACAUCUGCAAGUGUGGAUAACAGCAACGAGGGUGGUGGAAGCGAAAUGGAAGUUCCUUGUGCUUUGGAAGGUAGCUCUGUUAUGUGCAAUGAUGAUCUUUGUGCCAAGAUGGACGUGAACUUGCCAAAUUUGCCUUUUAACGUAAAUCGUGAUGGAGCAGAUCAUUUAGGUUCAGUUAAAUUGAAAUCUGACCUUGACAGAUCAGAACAAGAGAAUGGGUCAGCAUGUUUGGGUUGGAAAGAUGGCGUUGAAGUUGUGGACACUAAUGCAUCACCAGUUCACAUGGAUUGUUCAGAUUCAGUUCCUAAGACUGUGGAGAGUCAAUGUCCAGCUGUUGAGAAAACCGAAAGCGAUCAGUUGCUGUGUACUGAAACAAAUCAAGGUGUCUUGGUUUCGGCAGUUGUAUCUCCUCAACCCCCAUCUUCUAAUGCUACCGUUCUGGCUAAUCUUAUUCUGAAAAGCUUUACUGAAAGAUUGAGAGAAUAUUCAGAUAGUGUGAAGGAAACUGCAAAUGGAACAAGAGAUCCCCCUCUCAUUCCAGCUGAAGCCGCAUCUUCGUCUGGUUUCAGUUUGCCUGAGUGUCUUCACCAUGUUCCAAUAGAGAUGUGCGUGGAGGGGGUCCAUCUGCCACAAGAAAACUCCAGUAGCCACUCCGAAACCGGAUCUCCUAAUGCUUUUGAUGUACACGUUAUGGAAAGACAUAACUUGGAUGCACGCUUUUUUUCGAAUGCCCAUCUUAGUUUUGGCGAGAAGCAUCAGUUUUAUGGGCAAAACAGUCUACAGGAUGUUCAUGUCAGUAACACCACUGAGGCUUCUCGGAUACCAUGGAGCUCAUUUAUGCAGGACCCAAGCUUGAAUAAAAGGUCAAAAUCAGAUGUUAUCGUCACAACCACUCUGGGUACAGGUGAAGAUUUCUCACUCAAUAGGUGCAGUAGUUUAACGAGUAACAGUACAAGUGCCAAGCAACGGAGACUGUCCCAGAAAGAGAGCAGAACUGUUAAUACCAGAAGGCAUUCUCGUAGUUUGUCUGAUACUGAGAGACCUUACAAAAACGAAGACCUCAGACUGUUCGGUACAAUAGUUACCUCUCACGAGAACGAGAGGAAUACGCAUCAUCUGCAUGAAAGCAUCAGGCAAGACCUUCAGAAUGUCCCGAUUGCAAGCUAUGGAAUCUGGGAUGGCAACAGAAUAAGAACAGGAUUCACGGCUUUGCAAUAUCCCGAAGCAUUUGCCGUUCAAGAUGUAUCAUCGACAUCAGAGGUUCAAGUUGGUAGUAGUAGAGAGAUUCAGCCUGAUGGUUUAUCGGUUUAUACCCGUAGGAAACUAAACGGUAGUACUGAAAUUCCUGUUUUUGGGACUCAGAUUGAUGGUGACUAGGUUGUUGAGUGUUGGGGAUGAUGAGCAGCAGCAGCAGGGGACAUAGGUGAAGAAAAUUCGAUUUUUUUUGUCUGUUUUGGUAGUGAUUUGAAGAACCAACCUAAUAGAUUAGUAAUUAAGACUGUUUAUCGAGGUAUGUUAUUCUUUCUUACCCUCUGUAUUGUAUAUCAUCCUUUUUUUUAUAAUUAAAUUGGAAUGUAGCAAUGGACCUAUCAAUCACGGCAUUUUUUGGUUGAAAUA
Messenger RNA from Tarenaya hassleriana, 5311 nucleotides. RefSeq lists its product as uncharacterized. Bases 392 to 5071 code for a protein of 1559 amino acids. Lineage: Eukaryota; Viridiplantae; Streptophyta; Magnoliopsida; Brassicales; Cleomaceae. The transcript has 5 exons. The record is from RefSeq and is a predicted model, not a curated record.